CUUCAGCUCUUCAAAGAACGAACCGCCUGUUACACGUUUCAUCAUCGAAUAUGACAGCGACCCCGGAAGUUCAGAAAUCGAUUGAAGAAGUCUACACGAAACUCCAAGGAGCUUCUGACUGCUCGUCACUUCUCAAGAAGCACUUGACAAAGGACGUUGUCGCCAAGAACAAGUCGAAGAAGACCCGUCUCGGAGCAACUCUUUUGGAUGUCAUUCAGUCGGGCGGAGAGAACCUCGAUUCGGGAGUCGGAAUCUAUGCUCCAGACGCGGAGAGCUACACCUUGUUCGCGGAUCUUUUCAAUCCUGUGAUCGAAGAGUACCACAAUGGAUUCAAGGCAACCGACACUCAACCAGCAAUGGAUUUGGGAGAGAAAAAUGUUGGAGAACUUGCCGAUCUCGACCCAGAGGGCAAAUUCAUUGUGUCGACACGUAUCCGCUGCGGACGUUCUCUGCAAGGAUACCCAUUCAAUCCAUGUCUCUCUGAGACCAACUACAAGAUGAUGGAAACCCGUAUGAAGGAGAUCUUCAACAGCAUCACCGAUCCCGAGCUCAAGGGAACGUACUACCCUCUGACUGGAAUGGAUGAGGAGACGAAGAAGAAGCUCAUUGCUGAUCACUUCCUCUUCAAAGAAGGUGAUCGCUUCUUGAAGGCUGCCAAUGCCAACCGUUAUUGGCCAAACGGACGUGGAAUCUUCCACAAUGAGAAGAAGACUUUCUUGGUUUGGGUCAACGAGGAGGAUCACUUGCGUAUCAUCUCUAUGCAAAAUGGAGGAAAUGUUGGUGAAGUUCUCGCCAGACUCAUCAAAGGACUGAACCUCGUCGCUGCCAAGGCUCCAUUCGCUCGUCAUCCACGUCUCGGAUGGCUCACCUUCUGUCCAACCAACUUGGGAACAACUGUUCGUGCAUCGGUUCACAUUAAGCUGCCAAAGAUCUCGGCAAAGGACGAUUUCAAGAAGAUUUGCAGUGACAUGAAGCUUCAGAUUCGUGGAAUUCAUGGAGAACAUUCGGAAUCGAAGGAAGGAAUCUAUGACAUCUCGAACAAGCAGCGUCUUGGGCUUACCGAGUAUCAAGCAGUUCGUCAGAUGUACGAUGGAUUGAAGAAGUUGAUUGAAUUGGAGAAGGCCGCCGCCUAAGAAGAUCACUUUCAAUUUCUGAUUUGGAAUAAAUUUUAGUAGAU
This is a messenger RNA of Caenorhabditis elegans, 1177 nucleotides long. It is a transcript of the gene ZC434.8, whose product is annotated as putative arginine kinase ZC434.8. Gene Ontology annotation, molecular function: phosphotransferase activity, nitrogenous group as acceptor; arginine kinase activity; kinase activity. The coding region runs from base 51 to 1133 and encodes 360 amino acids. The transcript is spliced from 4 exons. The record is from RefSeq and is marked reviewed. Gene Ontology annotation, biological process: phosphocreatine biosynthetic process. NCBI's taxonomy places the organism in Eukaryota, Metazoa, Nematoda, Chromadorea, Rhabditida, Rhabditidae.